This is a messenger RNA of Lathyrus oleraceus (garden pea), 1730 nucleotides long. Its product is annotated as RING-H2 finger protein ATL63. Gene Ontology annotation, biological process: protein ubiquitination. Gene Ontology annotation, molecular function: transferase activity. The coding region runs from base 993 to 1679 and encodes 228 amino acids. The transcript has a single exon. Lineage: Eukaryota; Viridiplantae; Streptophyta; Magnoliopsida; Fabales; Fabaceae. The record is from RefSeq and is a predicted model, not a curated record.
ACUGAGGAGAGAGAAAUUAAAAAUUAAUGUUCUUUGAAUAAUCAAUGUAUUUAGACUAAAUAUAGACUAGAUACUUUGUUUAUUGAAUGAAUCUAAAACAUUAACUUUCUCUUGUAAGGGAGUGAGUACAAUUAAAGUGAUGAAACAUCUAAGAAAAAUAAAACAAAGAUAAGUAAUAAAAUUCAAUACCUUUAUGAAUUAUGAUCAGCAUGUUGGAAGAGGUCUUAGAAGAAGCAAAUGAGUUUGUUUUAAUGUAUACACAAGACUUUUGUAAUCUAACCCACUUGAUUAGUUCCUAAUGAUAUACAUAUUCAAUUGUUAAAUUUUGUGGUGUACUAUACGACAUGGCUACUCUAUAAAAUCUAGAAAAAGGAGAAGAAAAAAAAGCUUGAAAAGGGAUGGAUGCAUCACUGGAAACAUGCAGCAAAAUAUGGGAUGUAAUCUAUGCAAAGAUCUUCUACUGCAGUCAGCAGUGGACUGAGGGUGGCUAUAGUACCCUCUCCUAGGGUGGUGAAAAUAAAAAAAAGGAAAGAGAAAAAAAAACAUUUAUUUAUUGCAUCUGUUUACACUCACAUGGGACCCCUGAAUUCACAUUCAUCCAUCUCUUUAAAACAGAAAAGCCCCAAAAGCUAUUCAUAUAUAUAUGACUAGAAACCUUCCACAUGAAUCUAUUAAACUCACCUACCACCUUCCACAGCCAUUGCCUUCACGAGCACUUCAUUUCUUCCUCUCCUUUUUCUCAUCCUCCCCUCACCUCAUUCUCACAUGCCUUAGCCUCCAUUUUCCCACCACUUGGCCAAGUUGAAUACAAGGAUUCUUCCUCUCUCACAAAACCAUAACAAAACAAGAUUCUUCUACAUUGGACACACAAAUCAAGCGUUAAGGUUCUGUUUGUAUAUAUAAAAAAUCUUGUUCACUAUUUCACAAAUCACUUCAAGCUCAAACCUUUCCUCCAAACCCAUUUCACCCAUUUAACCAUACUUCACUUGCAAAUGCUGAGCCAGCACGAUUCAGUAAACUCGUCCACCAACACACUGAGUCAACUAGCACAGAACAUGUUUUCCGACGAAAACAACAGCAACAACAUCAUCAUGCUUGCAGCCAUUGUUUCUCUCUUCCUAGUAAUCCUCUUCGUCCUCCUUCUCCAUGUCUACGCCAAAUGCUUCCUAGCUCAGUCCAACUCACAGUCAAAUCCUCACCGCCAGCAGCCUCCGGUGUCCGACGUUCUAACUCCUUCCAACUUUCACCACCAUUUCAACACCGAAGCCCCACCCUUUACCGGACUCGACCCAACAACAGUUUCGAAGAUUCCCACGUUUGUGUCGGAACAUAAAACAGAGGAAUUAGAAUGUGUGAUAUGUUUGAGUUAUAUUGAAAAGGGAGAGGUUGGAAGAAAGUUACCAAAAUGUGGACACGCUUUUCAUGUUGAAUGCAUUGACAUGUGGUUGAAUUCACAUAGCAAUUGUCCACUAUGUAGAUCUUUGGUUGUUGACGAUGAUUCUCAUGGUGGUGGUGUUGAGAUUGUUAUUGAUAGUCCAAGAAGUUAUGAGAUUAGUGAAAAUGGUUCUGCUUCUGUAUCAGAAACUUCUUUGUCUUUGUUUGGUUUUUCUUUCAAGAGAAUUAUUAGCAAAGUUUUUCUUUCUUCUCAUGUAAAUGAAUUAGAACAUGGUUCACACUAAGGUUAUAUUUUUUAAAUUAUUUUUAUAUAUACAACAGAAAUUAAUCACCAA